AUGGAUCUCUCCACCUCUUAUCCACCAGAGCUCUCUCCAGAGCAGAAACAACAUUUAGUUGCUACGAUAAAGGACUGGUGUAUACACCACAGCCUUACCGUUAGACCUCCUCCGGCGUUUAUACAGGGUGUGGCAGAUCCCCAGGGAGUGCUGGCGACCAAUGCCCCAGUGACCCUUUUCCCAAGCCUGUUUCCCCGGCCAUGCUACGAGUCUGCAGUGUCGGUUCAGACAACAUAUAAUCAGCUAUAUGCCUCAAUAACUGGAAAUGUAGAAUGGCUGGGCGGGGUAAUCGAGGAACUCGUCGACGUAGAUGACUUCGUUUCUGGCCUCUGGAAAGUUCACUUAGCAGUCAAAAGUGAAGGAUAUGUACAACCUCUCUCACUCGGCUUGUUUCGAUCAGACUACAUGGUUUAUGGUUCCUCUGGCUCCUUCAAGGAAGCACAGUUAAAACAAGUUGAAUUCAACACAAUUGCAGCAUCAUUUGGAGGGCUUUCAAGCCUGGUAUCUCAAUUGCAUACUUCUCUUUUGUCCUCACCAACCGGAGAGUCCAUAGUAUACCCCUCGCAUCCCGCUUUUAAGGGGAACCUGCCUCCAGAAAAUUCUGCAGUCCCUACUCUUGCUGGAGGCCUUGCUGCUGCGCACAAGGCAUAUGGUCCUUCAAAGUCUUCGCCAAACCCACUACCGCUAUGCAUCCUGUUUAUAGUUCAGGCUGGAGAAAGGAACCUCUUCGAUCAGAUGGAGCUCGCGACCUGUCUCACUCAGUCACACAAUAUUCCCGUCUUCCGGGUCACAAGCGAUGAGAUUCUAGAAUUGACAUCCAUACCUGAAUCAAACCCUGCCCGCCCUAUCAUAUAUACCCCACGCUAUUCCCCCUCUACCCAGUUCGAGGCUACCACGAUCUAUCUCCGGGCGCUAUAUGGGCCCCAGGACUACCCAGAUGACACUGCCUGGAAAGCGCGAACACAUAUAGAGCGCUCAGCUGCCAUCAAAUGUCCAACGGUCCUCAACCAAUUAUCAGGCUGCAAGAAGGUGCAACAAAUUUUGGCCACGGAAACCGGAGGACCUGAAAUGGAUUAUCUCACUCGUUUCCUGCCCGACACCGAACCCGCCUUACUAGAGAAAAUACGCGCUACCUUUGCCCCUCAGUAUGAUCUCGCUGAAGGGGGUCGUGGGCGGGAACUCGCAUUGAACCCUGAAACAGCUGUAUAUCACGUUCUUAAACCUCAACGCGAAGGAGGUGGUAACAACGUAUAUCGUGACGCGAUACCUCCUUUUCUCAAGUCACUACCGGAAAAAGACUGGAAAGGCUGGAUACUCAUGGAGCUCAUACAGCCUCCCCCAGCUAAGAAUGUGGCCCUCCGUAGCGAUGGCCAGGUCCUUAGCGGCGAUGUGAUAGGAGAGUUGGGCAUGUAUGGUACAAUUUUAUGGGCCGAUGAUGGGCGGGUAUUGCACAAUAAGCAAGGCGGCUGGCUAAUGAGAACUAAGGCUAAAGACAGUGAUGAGGGUGGGGUGGCUGCCGGGUUCUCUUCCUUAGAUAGCAUACUACUUGUUUAA
Messenger RNA from Microsporum canis CBS 113480, 1554 nucleotides. Its product is annotated as glutathione synthetase large chain. The transcript is spliced from 2 exons. Lineage: Eukaryota; Fungi; Ascomycota; Eurotiomycetes; Onygenales; Arthrodermataceae. The record is from RefSeq and is a predicted model, not a curated record. Bases 1 to 1554 code for a protein of 517 amino acids. Gene Ontology annotation, molecular function: ATP binding; glutathione synthase activity; glutathione binding. Gene Ontology annotation, biological process: glutathione biosynthetic process. Gene Ontology annotation, cellular component: cytosol.